CGGUGUGUUGUGGACUCGUGGUGCUGGCUGCCGCUGUUGAAGCGGCCAGGAACGGGCGGUGGGGAGCGGGCAGAGCUGGCCCAGCCUCUGCCUGGCCGGCGCCGCAUUCGGCGCGGGCCGUGCCCGCCGCCGUCAACUGCUCUAAGCUCCUGCUGAGGCAGAGGGAGACGUCGGGGCCUUCAUCUGGAGGGAGCCUGCCGCACUAGCCCCUAGGAGGGGGCGUUGCCAUGGCGACAGCCUCUCCCGCAGCUGACGGGGGGCGGGGGCGGCCCUGGGAAGGAGGGCUGGUCGCCUGGCCCCCUGCCCCUCCCCUUACUCUCCCCUGGACUUGGAUGGGCCCGAGUUGGGGGCAACAUCCUGGGCAUUGGGGCUUUCCAGCUCUCACAGAACCUUCGCCAUCCCCAGCUGCCAGUCUUGGCAUCUUCGAAGUAAGAAGAGUUUUAGAUGCUUCUGGAUGUUCAAUGCUAGCACCUUUACAGACUGGAGCAGCUCGAUUUUCUUCAUAUUUACUUUCAAGAGCAAGAAAAGUGCUGGGCUCCCACUUAUUUUCUCCCUGUGGUGUUCCGGAGUUCUGCUCCAUAUCCACCAGAAAGCUGGCGGCCCACGGCUUUGGCGCAUCCAUGGCGGCAAUGGUGUCCUUCCCUCCCCAGAGGUAUCACUACUUUUUAGUGCUGGACUUUGAGGCCACGUGUGACAAGCCACAGAUUCAUCCUCAGGAAAUCAUUGAGUUCCCCAUCCUGAAGCUCAAUGGUCGGACCAUGGAGAUUGAGUCUACCUUUCACAUGUAUGUCCAGCCUGUAGUCCAUCCACAGCUUACCCCCUUCUGUACAGAGCUCACUGGGAUUAUUCAAGCCAUGGUGGAUGGCCAGCCAAGCCUGCAGCAAGUGCUAGAGAGGGUCGAUGAGUGGAUGGCAAAGGAAGGCCUCUUAGACCCAAACGUCAAGUCAAUUUUUGUCACCUGUGGAGACUGGGACUUGAAAGUCAUGCUCCCAGGCCAGUGCCAGUACUUGGGCUUGCCAGUGGCGGAUUACUUCAAGCAGUGGAUUAAUCUGAAAAAGGCUUACAGCUUCGCCAUGGGCUGCUGGCCCAAGAACGGACUUCUAGACAUGAACAAGGGCCUCAGCCUGCAGCACAUAGGCCGGCCCCACAGCGGCAUUGGUCAGUCCCUCUGCAUAUCCCCCUGGCAGCUCGGACCCAGAAGACUGCCUCAGGAGAGCCCCUUAGGGCCAGAAUCAUGUGAAGGCUUGGUUGGACAGAUGUGACUACCAGAUGACUGCAAGAACAUUGCCAACAUCAUGAAGACACUCGCAUAUCGAGGCUUCAUCUUCAAGCAGACAUCAAAGCCAUUCUGAUUGGCCGAGUAUGGGAUGGGGCAGGACAGGGUAGCUGCUUGGCCCAGCCCAGAAUCAUCCUCUCCCUCACCAGAGGGGAAAAGGGAGAGUGGCACAACCCUGCGCCUAGUGUCCCCCAGCUGCCCUAUGGAUUUGUGUCCAGGGCAAGGGCUGGACCACCUGGUCCCUCGGGAGCAGACACUUUGUGUCCUCCGCCCCUCAAUUUCAGCCCAGUAUUAGCCCCUUCCAUGUGGGCCUGGGCUAGGGGGACCCAGGCACUCAACUGCCUCCUCCCUGGUACACAGGCUUCUGCUGGGGCCACCAAACCCCCUGUGCCCCUUCCCAUCCAUAGUGCAUGGUGUGUGGUGCCCCCAGGGCUCCAAGACAGAUCAGGUCCCACCUUGUGUCUACCCCCAGCCCUGCUGUGAACGUGCCACUGAAUAAAGUUGGGGAAAUGAG
Molecule: messenger RNA, 1790 nt
Organism: Cavia porcellus (domestic guinea pig)
Lineage: Eukaryota; Metazoa; Chordata; Mammalia; Rodentia; Caviidae
Gene: Eri3
Product: ERI1 exoribonuclease family member 3
Exons: 10
Coding region: 228-1262 (344 amino acids)
Biological process (GO): exonucleolytic trimming to generate mature 3'-end of 5.8S rRNA from tricistronic rRNA transcript (SSU-rRNA, 5.8S rRNA, LSU-rRNA)
Molecular function (GO): nucleic acid binding; 3'-5'-RNA exonuclease activity
Source: RefSeq, a predicted model, not a curated record